AUGGGGGAUAAGAAUAGCCUUUGGAACCCUGCGUUCAUGGCUUCUCAGCAGGGAGCGUCGAGUUCGAAUCAGAACCAGAACUUUUCUCAGACGCAGGCAAAUACCCAGAAUCAGGGCCCAGAGAUUGCGCCUGAUGGGCCAGCUGGGAGUAGCUCCAAUGCAGGCGGGAAUAUAUAUGCAGGGCAGCAACAAGGCGGAAAUGCGGCUGGUGGUUUCCAAAUGCAGUCGCCACGUCAAUCGAUAUUCAAAAACCCAUGGCAAGAGAUUCCCCAGAUACCUGAGUCUCAGAGGUCUACUAUGAGGAAGCAAUCCAACUUCCCCUUGCCCACUACUUACGAAGAAGAUAACGCUGUAGAUGAAUCCUCACAACAGUUCAGAAGGAGAAACUCAUCUUUAGUAAUACCACCUGCGCGUGCGGCAGGGCCUGAUCCGUUCCUUUAUGAGAAGCAACCGUUUCCCAACUAUAAUGAUGCACAAAGAAGGCAGUCGGUUGCUGUCACUGGUGGCAGUCAACUUUCGCCACAGCAGGUAACGAAACCAUCUCAGCUUAGGAAACCUGGAAUUAAUACUGCGGGAUAUAUGGCUGGCUCCAUAAAUUCUUCUGUGUAUCCCGCUACUGCAGGUGCAUACAUGAGCACGCGUGGCGGCUCAAGUUCACUUCCGUCGUCAAGGCCACCUUCUCCAAUAAUUAUUGUCCCUAAAUUCAACAAGAUAUUUACGAGACAGGACUUGAAUCCCGUUAUACAUUCCACACCGAAAUAUAGACGUGCUUCAUUAAGCAGCAAGACGGUCUCGCCGUUGAUGGCUCUAACUAAGUCGUUAACUACCACUUAUUCAUUGUGUAAUGACGAUUUUGCAUAUCAGACAUCAAAGAACCCGAAAAGAGUGCUAACAAAACCAAAUGAGGGGAAAUAUAACAAUGGACAUGAUAAUGUCAACAGUGACUACAUCCUUUACGUUAAUGAUGUGUUGGGGGUUGAACACAACAGAAAAUAUUUGGUCUUGGACCUUUUGGGUCAAGGAACUUUUGGUCAAGUUGUGAAAUGUCAAAACUUAAUAACAAAAGAGAUUCUAGCAGUGAAAGUUGUGAAAUCUAAAUCAGAAUAUUUGAAUCAGUCAGUCACUGAGGCUAAAGUUUUGGAAUUAUUGAACAGACAAAUUGAUCCUAAUAAUGAACAUCACUUCUUAAGGUUGCAUGACACGUUUGUGCAUAAGCAUCAUUUGUGUCUUGUUUUCGAAUUGUUGAGUAACAAUUUAUAUGAAUUGUUGAAGUUGAAUGAAUUCCAUGGGUUGAGCAUGACACUUAUUAAAACAUUUUCAAAGCAAUUAUUGGAUUCACUAUGUGUCUUGAAGGACAGUAAGUUGAUCCAUUGUGAUUUGAAACCGGAGAAUAUAUUGUUGGUAAGCAACGAUCGACCUGAUUUAAAAGUCAUUGAUUUUGGAUCUGCAUGUGAGGAAACACGUACCAUUUACACAUACAUUCAAUCAAGAUUCUAUAGAGCUCCAGAAGUUCUUUUGGGGAUUCCUUAUUCUACCGGGAUAGAUAUGUGGUCCUUUGGUUGUAUCGUUGCAGAAUUGUUUCUUGGUAUACCUAUCUUUCCCGGUAAUUCUGAGUUUGAUCAAGUUACAAGAAUCGUGGAAUCUUUGGGGAUGCCACCUGCAUGGAUGUGUGAUAUGGGUAAAAACUCUAAGAAAUAUUUCCAUAAGAUGAAUACCACUGUUGAGAAAAAAUUUAGAAUGAAAACCAUUGAUGAGUUUAACUUGGAGUUUGCUGCUAACGAAGAGUCAGUGAAGAGAUACGUGAAACAUAUAUUGUUCGAUGAUAUAAUUCGUAACGCAAGAAUUUCGAAAAGGAUUUCUGGGAAUCCAGCACUUGUUGAAAGAGAAAUAAAGAACAGGGACUGCUUGUUACAUUUUUUGAGAGGAGUGUUGAACCUCAAUCCACUCGAACGUUGGACCCCACAACAGGCCAUUUUGCAUCCCUUCAUCACAGAAGAACCUUUCACAGGGGAGUGGUACCCACCGGGUACCAUUCCAAAGAAAUCACAAACAGCUCGUAAUCCUUCAUUACAAUUCGACUCUGUAGCGUUGGACAAGUUACAACUUGGCGACUAA
Kluyveromyces lactis is the source of this 2115-nucleotide messenger RNA. It is a transcript of the gene YAK1, whose product is annotated as serine/threonine protein kinase YAK1. Gene Ontology annotation, cellular component: nucleus; cytoplasm. The transcript has a single exon. NCBI's taxonomy places the organism in Eukaryota, Fungi, Ascomycota, Saccharomycetes, Saccharomycetales, Saccharomycetaceae. The coding region runs from base 1 to 2115 and encodes 704 amino acids. Gene Ontology annotation, molecular function: protein serine/threonine kinase activity; ATP binding; protein tyrosine kinase activity. Gene Ontology annotation, biological process: peptidyl-threonine phosphorylation; peptidyl-serine phosphorylation. The record is from RefSeq and is a predicted model, not a curated record.